AUGCAUUUAAUAAGGCGUUCUCAGAUUACAGAAGAUGAAUGGAUUGAAUUUACAAGAUUACUAGCAACGAUAGAUACAAGUCAAUUUCAACAGUGUGUAUACUUUUCACAUAGAGAUAUGGAAUUAAUACAAUUAAUUCUUGAUGAAGUUUCUGCUUCAGCAACUAUUAUUGAUGAAACUUAUUUUGAAAAUCUUGAAUUAAUCUUAAUCACCGAGACAACUGCCAGAGUUGAAGAUCUUUCACGGCAGAAUUACGAUCAAAUCCAAAAUAUAGAUCGUUGUAAUUUUACUGUUUCUAAUGAUGUAAACAAAGCAAUAUUAAAUCUAUUAAAUAAUUUUUCGAUAAAUAUUGUUCUAAUGGAAAAUUUAAUACAGUGGUUAAUACUCAAAAUGAUAAGUUUGAAUGUUGUUAAUAAUACUAUAUUUGAAUUGAUUCUAAGUGAAAUUUUGUUAUCUUUGGUUUCUGCUUGUGUUCAAAAAGAAGAUUAUUUGUAUCGAAAAAUAACAAGUUCUCCAAAUUUUAAUAAAAUUCAAAUGAUUCAAUUGUUGGAAAAAAUGCUUAACUAUCAUCCGUAUUUUCCAGCAAGAGGUAAUGCUUUUAUAUUACUUGCAGCCAUGGAACAAUAUGAUCAUAAAGUAAUUAUCAGUGCGAUGGACACACUAUUUGAUGAAAAUCUUGUGAAAGAAUACUUCGUAAUUGGAGUUACUCUUAUUCAUUUAUCGUCUAAUGAAUUGAUUAAUAAUUUAAUGGUAUAUUUGAAAAGCGCUAGUGCUAUAAAAGUUUAUGAAAUAUGA
Molecule: messenger RNA, 795 nt
Organism: Rotaria sp. Silwood2
Lineage: Eukaryota; Metazoa; Rotifera; Eurotatoria; Philodinida; Philodinidae
Source: the annotation of a GenBank genome assembly